This is a messenger RNA of Pseudomyrmex gracilis, 2724 nucleotides long. RefSeq names its product synaptotagmin-14 (gene Syt14). Bases 202 to 1692 code for a protein of 496 amino acids. NCBI's taxonomy places the organism in Eukaryota, Metazoa, Arthropoda, Insecta, Hymenoptera, Formicidae. The transcript is spliced from 8 exons. The record is from RefSeq and is a predicted model, not a curated record.
GUGUACACCCCCGCCCACGUAUAUUUAUUGUGCGGCUAGCUACGAGAAGCUGGCCAGCCACGCUUCUCUCAUCCCGAUCUCACACCGAGUCUGGCCCGACAGCGGGGGCGGAUAAUGCAUCUGUUAUUCCGCGACAGGCAACUGCGGCUACGGCAUCGAGCCACAUAGAGAAAAGCUUUAAAUGUGACACCGUGGACGAGCAUGAUUCUGGCUGGAUCAGACCACUUCUUGGCGGUACCAGUGGAAGCAACUGCUGUUCUUGGUGCUGUUGCCGGUUUCGUAGUACUGCUACUGGCUCUCUUUCUCUAUUUGUCCCGGAAGUGGUGCUUCACGUCGCCCUCGUCCACCGCGCUCUUCGGCGGAGUCUGUGUGCCCCUCUGUGAGUCCACCAACAGCUCCACAUCUCAAAUCUCGAAAAACAUAGGGAAGGCGUUCUCCUAUUCGGAUCCAGAGACAAGUUCCGAUUCGGAGGAGGACGCGCUCCGACGUUUGAAUUCGCGCUCUCAUCCACCGCAAGAUACGUUAACUAUCCAAGCGGAAGACAGAUCGACCACUAUCGUGGAUGCUGGGACUACUUCGAGUAGCUGCACGGAAGAACAUUCUCCGGCAGAUCAACAGCAGUGCGUAGUGGAAGUUGGAGCUUCUGCUAUAAUACUCGACAACAGACAGCAGGAAAUAGAAGUCGAGCACAAUGAAUCCACGACCAAUGAUGCCAUCACGUCGAUGGGUACAGUGGCUACCGAGGAAGUUGGCAGCCUCGAAGUCGCUUUCUUAUACGACGCCCCAAUGCGCGAGAUGACAGUCCACGUGCUACAAGGACGAAAUUAUCCUCCUGGCAUCAGCGGCAGUCAGGUACGGUUAGUUCUUCUACCCUCGAAGAAGCAAAGACGCAAGACUCGAGUGCGACAAGGAACGUCUCCGCAAUAUAUGGAGAGUUUUUUGCUUCCACGUGUCAAUCCGGAGGACGUGAACGCGAUGGGCGUGCGGCUUCGGGUGUAUCUCUGGGGCGGCCGAAUGAUGCGCCGGGAGAGAUUGUUGGGAGAGGCUAGGGUGUCGUUCGAUCAGAUCAAUCUUCAACUGGAAACGACUCUCUGGCUGACUCUUCAACCGCCACUUUCUUCUUCGGCGCAAGAUUGGGGGACCACCAGCAGUUUGACUCGUAGCGAUUCCACGGGAUCCCAACAGUCGGUCCAGUCGUAUGCCUCUACAGCGAUACCACCGUACGGCAGCAGUAUGAAGGGCGGUAGUGUCGCUGAGAUUCUAAUCGGUCUGGCAUACAACGGCACUACGGGUCGUUUGUCAGUGGAAAUAAUCAAGGGUUCUCAUUUUCGCGGCGGAGGCGGAAACGACACGAAGCCACCCGACACCUAUGUGAAGCUGGUCCUCGUCGACAGCAACAACCACGAGAUGGGCCGAUCGAAGACCGGUCUAAAACGCGCCCAGCCGAAUCCUCUGUACAAGGAAACUUUUAUAUUUCAGAUCGCGUUGUUCCAAUUGGGUGACGUGACGCUCUUCCUAUCUGUGUACAAUCGUCGACGCGGCGGAAUGGGCAGGAAGGGACGGGAGAUGAUCGGCUGGCUCUCUCUGGGUCUGAACAGCUCGGGAUCCGAGGAGCUCCAACAUUGGAACGACAUGCGAACGGCGAGACAGCCGACUCAGAUACAACGCUGGCACUCUUUGCUUCGUCCCUGAGUCUCGAGUACUCCACUGGAGUGUCUACCAUGGAUUUACUCUCGAUGCGACUAUUCGAGUGUAAAGCGAUUUGAAGCCGGUGCUCACCGAAGAGUACGGGAGGUUGACGUGCUUUUGUAAGGAGGAACAACUGCGGCGGAAUUAUUAUCCCGAGGUGGAUCCGACCUCUUUCUCCUUAUCUCACGGAGACACACGCACGUACCGUGUACUGCCCGGUUUAACAACGGAAGUCAAUAUUCCAGUCGGUCUGUCAAUCGCAAGUCCGAACCCGAACAACACAAGUGUCCAAAUGACAUUGUAAAGAUCUUCUGUAAAGGUUCUUGCUGGUCUGAGUAUAAAGAUCACGCCACAAUUGGCGACACAAAGAAAGACAGCAAAGUCAAAAGCAAACACAUUGGACGUCUUUGUCGGACAAAAAGAACUUUAAAUGGCAUUCCAAAAAAAAAAAAAAAAAAAAAAACAUGUUUCUAACUGUCAAAUCAAGCUUCUUUAGAAGUACUUUGGGCUUUUGUUUUGUUCGGGAUGUUGUUUGGAAUAUACUGUAAAAUUCUGAGUUACAAACUCUCGUCUAAAUGUACCAAGUACAUUCCCUUUUUGAUACGCUGAUGGGGGAGCAGUAUGGGUUAGUCUUCGAUGUCGAGAGGGUCAACAACGAUCACGUGGUGUUACCGACGUUCCGCGGCAUCAUUGUGCCUAUCCUUCACGGUCACGUGGUAUCGAUGCUCUUCGACUCGACAUGUGCCUGAGCCAAUCUGAACCGUAUUUAUUUUUUACUUUGUGCCUUUCACCCUUUUUAGGCCGCGCGCCACGUUAAAAUGGAAAAAAAAAAUUGUUGUGGGAAAUGCAAGCGAAUUUCAAGCGACCGAGCGGCGUUAUUUCGAGAGAGCAGAUCUCUUUAACUUUAUAAUAUUAUAAGAUCACAGGGUGGCCACGUGAAUAGAAAAUAGAAAGUCCAGAUAUCUCUGCAACACUUUCAACUGUUUCAGAAUCGAAACAUUGCUUAUAAAAAAAAUUCUUAAUUAUAAUUUUUUA